Messenger RNA from Polistes dominula (European paper wasp), 1107 nucleotides. Its product is annotated as odorant receptor 49b. Gene Ontology annotation, molecular function: olfactory receptor activity; odorant binding. NCBI's taxonomy places the organism in Eukaryota, Metazoa, Arthropoda, Insecta, Hymenoptera, Vespidae. Gene Ontology annotation, biological process: detection of chemical stimulus involved in sensory perception of smell; sensory perception of smell. Gene Ontology annotation, cellular component: plasma membrane. The record is from RefSeq and is a predicted model, not a curated record.
AUGUCUGCCGAUUCGUUCGGAAAAAACGUGAUAUCGGUGAAUUUGUUUCUUUUAAAAUUCAGCGGAAUAAUACCGUGCAAAACAACCCUAUUUUUCAACAUCGAUUGGACCAAUCUACUCGCAAUAAUUGCAUUUUUUUCUUUAACAACUUAUUCAGUUACUUACACUUAUGAAUUUGUUAAAAUAGUUAAUACAAUACACGUUGACAUUGCUUUAGAAUUUUUUUCUAUGAUAAUAUCCUUAAUAAGUGGACAAGCACGUUACAUCAUUUUAUGGAUUAAAAGAGAGCAAUUUUUACGAAUGUUAAACGUUUGUGAAAAUCUUUGGAUCGAAUUGGAUAAAUCGGAAAAACAUUUUGUUCAUGAAAAUAAUCCGAAUGAAACUGUUCAACGUAAUUUACCAUACGCUUUUAUAAUUGAAGUUCACGAGUCACCUUAUUUCGAGAUUGCUUAUGUUUUUCAAUUGAGUAGCAUGAUUAAUGUUGGUUUGACUUGUGUUGGUGUAGACACCGUUGGACCAGUUCUUAUUUUAAUUGCUUGUGGACAUCUUAAAGUAAUACAAAAUAAAAUGUUGUCGUUGAACGAAAAUAUGAAAUCUGAGUUCAUUGAAGACAAAGAUUUUGUGGAUUUUCAUCAAUCCAUUGUUUUGAAAGAUGUUCAAAUUAAACUUAAUAAUUGUGUUAAUUAUCAUAUUACGAUUUUAGAAUUUUGUAAGAACAUCGAAGAAUUAACAAACAUCAUGUUCCUAACACAAUUAAUUGGCAGUACUUACAACAUAUCAUUAGUUGGAUUUAAAUUAGCUGGGAAUGACCCUGAUAAGUACAAAUAUACUACACAAGUAUUGAUUGCAGUAAUACAACUUUUCCUUUGCAAUUGGCCACCAGAUGUACUACUUUUUGAGACUGCUGCAAUAGCUAAUUCGAGUUAUUCGGUGCCUUGGUACAAUUAUUCAACAAAAUUAAGAAGAUCAAUUAAUAUUAUUAUUAUGAGAUCUCAAAGAGCUGUACGUUUAACGGCUGGCAAAUUCACAUCUCUGUCCUUGGAAACUUUUGCUUCUAUGAUUUCAACGGCUGCUUCUUUCUUUACAGUGAUAAGUAGUAUGAAUUAA